AGAAAAUAUUAAAUUAAAUGUCAGGUACAGAUAUUUCAAGAUGUCAUGUACAUACGUUGCUGAUUGGUCAUUGUUGCGACUUAACUUUAUAAAUAAAAAUAUGAUUACAAGAUUACAAGAAAAAAAUAAGUGACAUCGUUGAUGAUCUCGCAGUUAGUGCGAUCACGCUAAAAUAUAUAAAUUAAAAUAAAAUACAUCAAUUAAAUUAAAUUGAAAUUACAAUGUUUUCACAGGAUGAUUUUUUACAUGCGAACGAAAAUCUUUUGUUGAGCUACGAAAUUGGGCGCGAAAAUUUUGAUCACAUCCAAUAUUUGAAUAUUAAAAGAAAAUUGAUUAUUGCUAUAAGAUUUAAAAGAUUAGAAUGGAUAUUACAAGAGUAUCUAGUAAUGGAUAAUUUGACAUGUAACAAUAUUAUGUAAAAAAGAUCAAUUGUUUGAGUUAUAUGUAACAAGAAAGUAAAUAAAUGACAGUAACCCAACCUAAAGUUAUCAUUGAUGAAACAAUCAUCAAUUUUUGUAGGUAAAAUGUAUAAAAUGAAGUUAGAUUAAUACGUUUAUAAAAUAGAUCGAGUGUAUAUAAUGCACACCAAUUUGAAUUUGUUAUUUUAAUAACAACUGCAAUUGACAAUCGCAUAUCAAAAUCGUCUCAGCAUGAAGAUAGAGAUACAUCCACUGACACACAAUCCAACAGAAGCCUGGAGUGAAUUGUCAAAGGAACAAAAAGUUAUUAAAAUAAAUGCCAAGCUUCCAACUGGCGAAGCUCCAAAUGAUAAGCUUCGUGUUGUCUGUAUGAGUGAUACUCAUUCCUUAACACCAUUUAUAAAAUUCGAUAUACCUAUGGGAGAUGUCUUUAUCCAUGCAGGAGACUUUACAAAGUGUGGUAGCUUACAAGAAGUCAUAGAAUUUAAUAACUGGAUUGGUAAUUUGCCACAUAAAAAUAAAAUUGUUAUUGCUGGUAAUCAUGAGCUUAGCUUCGAUUCUACGUUUACUCAUCCAUUUACGAUGCAUAGUAGUGGAGAACGUCAGAAACAUACAGGGACCAGUAUUUUGGAUAACAUACCUACGCUGGGAAUGUCUAAAGAUACUUUGCAAGAAGCCAUACAAACUAGCAAUGUUAAAGAUUACUUGACAAAUUGUAUUUAUUUAGAAGAUUCUGAAAUUAUCAUACAUGGAAUAAAAAUAUAUGGCACGCCAUGGCAACCAGAAUUUUGCAAAUGGGCAUUUAAUGUACCACGUGGUGAAGCCUGCCUUUCGAAGUGGGAGAUGAUACCGUCGGAUACGGAUAUUCUUAUAACACAUACUCCUCCUGUAGGACAUGGAGAUUUAUGUUGUAGUGGAGUAAGAGCUGGAUGUGUAGAAUUAUUGUCCACAGUGCAAAAUAGAGUUAAACCAAAGUAUCAUGUGUUUGGUCACAUCCAUGAAGGAUAUGGUAUCUCAUCUGAUGGAAAAAUAAUAUAUAUAAAUGCAUCAACAUGUGAUUUAAAUUACUUGCCAAGUAAUCUACCGGUGGUCUUUGAUAUAACAUUACCAUCUGGUUUUCAGAAAUCAUAAAAAUUAAGAAUCAUAGUAACGAAUUUCGUAAUUGCAUUUUUUAUGCAAAUAGGAUGUAUAAUUAACAGAAAAUAGG
Molecule: messenger RNA, 1626 nt
Organism: Megalopta genalis
Lineage: Eukaryota; Metazoa; Arthropoda; Insecta; Hymenoptera; Halictidae
Product: metallophosphoesterase domain-containing protein 1
Molecular function (GO): hydrolase activity
Source: RefSeq, a predicted model, not a curated record